Caenorhabditis sp. 36 PRJEB53466 is the source of this 910-nucleotide messenger RNA. NCBI's taxonomy places the organism in Eukaryota, Metazoa, Nematoda, Chromadorea, Rhabditida, Rhabditidae. The record is from the annotation of a GenBank genome assembly.
AUGAGCGAGAAGAUCGAACAAGACGACAUCCCGCUCGCCGACGAUGGUAAGAUUCACUUAUAGGAUCUUAUCAGCAUUCUAGAUCUUGUUUCAUUGUUCCUUUUAUGCUUCGAAAUUGCAGACAUUUCUUUUUUCAGAUGAUACAGUGACGAUCAUCAGUGGAGGAAAGACUCCGCGGGCGGCGCAGCCAUUGCCGAAGGAAGAGCCGCCAGAGGAUCCAGAGGAGAAAGCAAGACUCAUCACGCAAGUGCUCGAGCUCCAAAACACUCUCGAUGGUACUUAUCACCUUUAAACACGCUGGCCUACUAAAAAGACCACAUCGUUUUCAGAUCUCUCGCAGCGCGUCGAAUCGGUGAAAGAGGAGAGUCUGAAGUUGCGGUCGGAGAACCAAGUGCUCGGGCAGUACAUUCAGAACCUGAUGGCUUCCUCGUCGGUCUUCCAGUCGUCGCAGCCUCCUCGGCCCAAGCAGUAGGUGUUGUGUCGUCCUUCCCACCCACUUCCCUGUUUCGCCUCAGUCUCUUUUGCCUAUUUAACUCGUUAAUUUACCCAAUCCACGUGUAUCCGAGCUUAUCGUACACUCGAUUGUCUUUUAAUUAUUACCGAAUCCGAGAAUCACUUUCCUUCCUGUCCCGUGCAUGAUUUCAUACCUACUCUUGUCACCCACUAAUCCCGCUUUAAACCCUUCAACCUUUUGAACCGCCCAUUCUUGUCAUUCAGACUUUAGGUGACUGUGGAGUGCGCCGAGCGUAGUUUCCUACCAAAGUUGUUGAAAGCCAUCCCCCCCCCCCCCUAUAUACCUUAACUUACUGCUUAAUAAAUUGUUCAAUUUGUGAAGUUUCAACACACAAAACAGUAAUUUUGCAGAGCCGAUUCAGUUCACGACGACGAGUUUGGAGACUACGAGUACUAG